GGGGGCGUGGAGAAAGAGGACACGCGGGCGCACACACACGGCCUGGGAGCAGAAACAUCUUCCCUGGCUUCGUGGGUUUCUCCCCCCACCAGAGCCAGUGUGUGUGAGGAAAUCUCGGGGCUUUGCUCCUAUCGAAAGUGUUCGUCAGGGUGAUUUUUGAUGACCACAAUCCAGAAGUGCUGGCGUCCGAAUGCAUUUUCUUUUGCUUGGCCAAGAAGAGUCGUGAACUUCAAAACCCCCGACACGGAUUAUCAAUCCUGCUUUGCAGGGAAGGAAAACCCUCAAUCCCCUGCCCCCCGCCACCCCUCUCCGGAGAUUCUGCAAUCGCUGAGGCGCUCCGAGUCGGAAGGGGACGCUUUGGGAAUGACCAUGCUCCACGGAGGGACAGAGCCGGCCCCCAGCUUCUCUACACAGAGCCUCCUCCACUAAAGCUCCAAAAAUCAAAAACCGUAAUUGCCAGAAGAAGCAUUAAAAAAAUAGCCCAGCCACUAACCUCACAUGCAAAUGGAAUAAUUACUCUGGAUUCUGCAUUGUGAGCUGCUCUCCAUAUCCUGAAUUACCUCUGAAUUCAGUCUUUUUUCUUUGAAUUUGCAUCUCUUCAAGACACAAGAUUAAAACAAAAUUCACGCAAAAUUGGAUUUUAAAUUAUCUUCCUUUCAUUUAUCCUUCGUCUUUCUUAUAUGGAUAUGCCAGCGAGAAGAGGAGACUGGACAUUCCCAACAUGCUCACUCCCUUAAUCUGUCCGUCUAGAGGUUUGUCUUCUACAAACCAAGGGAGUCGACGAGUUGAAGAUGAAGCCCAGAGCCGAGUGCUGUUCUCCCAAGUUCUGGUUGGUGUUGGCUGUCCUGGCCGUGUCAGGCAGCAAAGCUCGCUCUCAGAAGAGCCCCCCCAGCAUUGGCAUUGCUGUCAUCCUCGUGGGCACUUCAGACGAGGUGGCCAUCAAGGAUGCCCACGAGAAAGAUGAUUUCCACCAUCUCUCCGUGGUACCCCGUGUGGAGCUGGUAGCCAUGAAUGAGACUGACCCAAAGAGCAUCAUCACCCGCAUCUGUGAUCUCAUGUCCGACCGGAAGAUCCAGGGCGUGGUGUUUGCCGAUGACACAGAUCAGGAGGCCAUCGCCCAGAUCCUUGACUUCAUUUCAGCCCAGACACUCACCCCCAUCCUGGGCAUCCACGGAGGCUCCUCUAUGAUAAUGGCGGAUAAGGAUGAAUCCUCCAUGUUCUUCCAGUUUGGCCCAUCAAUUGAGCAGCAAGCUUCCGUAAUGCUCAACAUCAUGGAAGAGUAUGACUGGUACAUCUUUUCUAUCGUCACCACCUACUUCCCUGGCUACCAGGACUUUGUAAACAAGAUUCGCAGCACCAUCGAGAACAGCUUCGUGGGCUGGGAGUUAGAGGAAGUCCUCCUGCUGGACAUGUCCCUGGAUGAUGGAGAUUCUAAGAUCCAGAACCAGCUCAAGAAACUUCAAAGCCCCAUCAUUCUUCUUUAUUGUACAAAGGAAGAAGCCACUUAUAUCUUUGAAGUAGCUAACUCAGUAGGGCUGACUGGAUACGGCUACACGUGGAUUGUGCCUAGUCUGGUGGCAGGGGAUACAGACACAGUGCCCUCGGAGUUCCCCACUGGGCUCAUCUCUGUGUCCUAUGAUGAAUGGGACUAUGGCCUCCCUGCCAGAGUGAGGGAUGGAAUUGCCAUAAUCACCACCGCUGCUUCCGAUAUGCUGUCUGAACACAGCUUCAUCCCUGAGCCCAAGAGCAGUUGUUACAACACCCAUGAGAAGAGAAUCUACCAGUCCAACAUGCUGAAUAGAUAUCUGAUCAAUGUCACUUUUGAGGGAAGAAAUCUGUCCUUCAGUGAAGAUGGUUACCAGAUGCACCCGAAACUGGUGAUAAUCCUUCUGAACAAGGAGAGGAAGUGGGAGAGGGUGGGGAAGUGGAAAGACAAGUCCCUGCAGAUGAAGUACUACGUGUGGCCCCGAAUGUGUCCUGAGACAGAAGAACAGGAGGAUGACCAUCUGAGCAUUGUAACCCUGGAGGAGGCCCCCUUUGUCAUUGUGGAAAGUGUGGACCCUCUGAGUGGAACCUGCAUGAGGAACACAGUCCCCUGCCAAAAACGCAUAGUCUCUGAGAACAAAACAGAUGAGGAGCCAGGUUACAUCAAAAAGUGUUGCAAGGGGUUCUGUAUUGACAUCCUUAAGAAAAUUUCCAAAUCUGUGAAGUUCACCUAUGAUCUUUACCUGGUUACCAAUGGCAAGCAUGGGAAGAAAAUCAAUGGAACCUGGAAUGGUAUGAUUGGAGAGGUGGUUAUGAAGAGGGCCUAUAUGGCCGUGGGAUCACUCACCAUCAAUGAGGAGCGAUCCGAGGUGGUCGACUUCUCUGUGCCCUUCAUAGAGACCGGCAUCAGUGUCAUGGUGUCACGCAGCAAUGGGACUGUCUCACCUUCUGCCUUCUUAGAGCCAUUCAGUGCUGACGUAUGGGUUAUGAUGUUCGUGAUGCUGCUCAUCGUCUCAGCCGUGGCUGUCUUUGUCUUCGAGUACUUCAGCCCUGUGGGUUAUAACAGGUGCCUCGCUGAUGGCAGAGAGCCAGGCGGCCCAUCUUUUACCAUCGGCAAAGCUAUUUGGUUACUCUGGGGUCUGGUGUUUAACAACUCCGUCCCCGUGCAGAACCCAAAGGGGACCACCUCCAAGAUCAUGGUGUCGGUGUGGGCCUUCUUUGCCGUCAUCUUCCUGGCCAGCUACACUGCCAACUUAGCUGCCUUCAUGAUCCAAGAGGAGUAUGUGGACCAGGUUUCUGGCCUGAGUGACAAAAAGUUCCAGAGACCCAAUGACUUCUCACCCCCUUUUCGCUUUGGGACUGUGCCCAACGGCAGCACAGAGAGGAAUAUUCGCAAUAACUAUGCAGAAAUGCAUGCCUACAUGGGAAAGUUCAACCAGAGGGGUGUAGAUGAUGCAUUGCUCUCCCUGAAAACAGGGAAACUGGAUGCCUUCAUCUAUGAUGCAGCAGUGCUGAACUACAUGGCAGGCAGAGAUGAAGGCUGCAAGCUGGUGACCAUUGGCAGUGGGAAGGUCUUUGCUUCCACGGGUUAUGGCAUUGCCAUCCAAAAAGAUUCUGGGUGGAAGCGCCAGGUGGACCUUGCUAUCCUGCAGCUAUUUGGAGAUGGGGAGAUGGAGGAGCUGGAGGCUCUCUGGCUCACUGGCAUCUGCCACAAUGAAAAGAACGAAGUCAUGAGCAGCCAGCUGGACAUCGACAACAUGGCGGGAGUCUUCUACAUGCUGGGGGCAGCCAUGGCUCUCAGCCUCAUCACCUUCAUCUGCGAACACCUUUUCUAUUGGCAGUUCCGGCAUUGCUUUAUGGGCGUCUGUUCCGGCAAGCCUGGCAUGGUCUUCUCCAUCAGCAGAGGUAUCUACAGCUGCAUCCACGGGGUGGCUAUCGAGGAGCGCCAGUCCGUGAUGAACUCCCCCACCGCAACCAUGAACAACACUCACUCCAACAUCCUGCGCCUGCUCCGCACGGCCAAGAACAUGGCCAACCUGUCUGGUGUGAACGGCUCCCCCCAGAGCGCCCUGGACUUCAUCCGGCGUGAGUCAUCGGUCUACGACAUCUCCGAGCACCGCCGCAGCUUCACACACUCUGACUGCAAAUCCUACAACAACCCGCCGUGCGAGGAGAACCUCUUCAGCGACUACAUCAGCGAGGUGGAGAGAACUUUUGGCAACCUGCAGCUGAAGGACAGCAACGUGUACCAGGAUCACUAUCACCACCACCACCGCCCCCACAGCAUCGGCAGUGCCAGCUCCAUCGAUGGGCUCUACGACUGUGACAACCCGCCUUUCACCACGCAGCCGAGGUCCAUCAGCAAGAAGCCCCUGGACAUUGGCCUCCCCUCCUCCAAGCACAGCCAGCUGAGCGACCUGUACGGCAAAUUCUCCUUCAAGAGCGACCGCUACAGUGGCCACGAUGACUUGAUCCGCUCCGACGUGUCUGACAUCUCCACCCACACGGUCACCUACGGAAACAUCGAGGGCAAUGCCGCCAAGCGGCGCAAGCAGCAAUACAAGGACAGCCUGAAGAAGCGGCCGGCCUCGGCCAAGUCCCGCCGGGAAUUUGACGAGAUCGAGCUGGCCUACCGCCGCCGGCCACCCCGCUCCCCGGACCACAAGCGCUACUUCAGGGACAAGGAAGGGCUACGGGACUUCUACCUGGACCAGUUCCGCACCAAGGAGAACUCCCCGCACUGGGAGCACGUGGACCUGACGGAUAUCUACAAGGAGCAGGGCGAUGACUUUAAGCGCGACUCGGUCAGCGGAGGAGGGCCCUGUACCAACAGGUCUCACCUCAAACACGGGGCGGGUGACAAACACGGCGUGGUCAGCGGGGUCCCGGCUCCCUGGGAGAAGAACCUGGCCAACGUGGACUGGGAGGACCGCUCGGGCGGCGGCAACUUCUGCCGCAGCUGCCCGUCGAAGCUGCACAACUACUCCGCGUCGGUGGCCGGGCAGAACUCGGGCAGGCAGGCAUGCAUCCGCUGCGAGGCUUGCAAGAAGGCAGGCAACCUGUAUGACAUCAGCGAGGACAACUCCCUGCAGGAGCUGGACCAGCCGGCUGCCCCUGUGGCGGUGACGUCCAGUGCCUCCACCACCAAGUACCCCCAGAGCCCGACCAACUCCAAGGCCCAGAAGAAGACCCGGAACAAGCUGCGUCGGCAGCACUCCUACGACACCUUCGUGGACCUGCAGAAGGAAGAAGCCGCCUUGGCCCCGCGCAGCGUGAGCCUGAAAGACAAGGGCCGCUUCCUGGACGGGAGUCCCUACGCCCACAUGUUUGAGAUGCCAGCUGGCGAGAGCACCUUUGCCAACAACAAGUCCUCAGUGCCCACUGCUGGACACCACCACCACAACAACCCCGGCGGCGGCUACAUGCUCAGCAAGUCGCUCUACCCUGACCGGGUCACGCAAAACCCUUUCAUCCCCACUUUUGGGGACGACCAGUGCUUGCUCCAUGGCAGCAAAUCCUACUUCUUCAGGCAGCCCACGGUGGCGGGGGCGCCGAAAGCCAGGCCAGACUUCCGGGCCCUUGUCACCAACAAGCCGGUGGUCUCAGCCCUUCACGGGGCUGUGCCAGGCCGUUUCCAGAAAGACAUCUGUAUAGGGAACCAGUCCAACCCCUGUGUGCCUAACAACAAAAACCCCAGGGCUUUCAAUGGCUCCAGCAAUGGGCAUGUUUAUGAGAAACUUUCUAGUAUUGAGUCUGAUGUCUGAGUGAGGGAAGAGAGAGGUUUUAAGGUGGGUACGGGAGGGUGGGGCCGUGGGCGUGUGGUGCGCAUGUCACGGAGGGUGACGGGGGUGAACUUGGUUCCCAUUUGCUCCUUUCUUGUUGUUUUCAUUUAUUGACGGAAUCCUGGAGUUCUGAUUCCUUCUAAGAGGGCAACCCUGGUGACCAGCCCCAGCCCUCCCCUGCCUUUCCAGUGCUCUCCUCCCUCUCCAUCUGUCAGUCGUUCCCAUUCCCGGGAGGGAAUCCGGUGGGCUCGCUCAGCACGGGAGGGCAGAGUGGAGAAAGGAGGUGGCUGCGUGCAGGCUUCCUUGGAGCACGGAAGGACUGUUUGCCACCCAACUUGGAGUGCAGCAGGGAGAGAGAUACAAGGAGGCCACGUGAGCGCAGGAUAGCUCUUCCCAAACUGAUCUAGAUGUUUAGGUGAGAAGGCAAAAGCACCCAAAUGAGACCAUUUGCCAUACUGCCCGUGAAUGCAAAGAGGCUUUUGCUAAAUUCUUGUCACUUAGGUGGCAUCCGGGUAGGGAUCAUGUGCCAAGCAGAGGGCAGGAGGCCAUGUGUGUUUAUAUAUAAGCCAAAAGAAUGUUUCAAUUCCACGAGACUCCGUGGUGGUGAACUGGAACCAAGGGUCUUUGGUAGGUGACGGAAAACACGUCAUAGCCAUGUUCCGUGGUGCACUAGAGGCAAGAGAAGAUGGACGACAUGUGCGUGUAUGGCCAUGUACACUUGUACGUGCAUGUAGUCUACACGGGCAUGUGGUCAGGGGCCUAGAAAUGUAGAGAGGGCAACCUGGACUCCUAAAGCUGUUUCUUCCAACAUCUCGAAGCGGUGUGCCUCUUUUGGCUUAUAUACAAACAGAGAUGGUUCGAUGCUACCUGAAGGUUGGCUGUCUCUCCCCUCCACCCUUCCUGAGUGAGGAGAAUGGAAGUUCUUGACAUGGACGAUGAUGCGGUCUAGACAAAAAGGUGACGAACCAUCCUACGAGAGCAAGGUGCAAAAGUCACUCCUCUGCGGUUCAACCAGUUUUGAACGAGAACUUUCCAGGAAGGCUGAAGGGAAUGGGAAGCAGCCACAGCUCUUUUGCCCACACUCGAGAGCAAAAGAUUCUAUAAAAGCUUUCUUGAGCUUUUUAGACGCUGGCCAAGGUUUGGGGAGGAGCUACGUAAAGCUUUGAAGUAUAGGGGAGUUGUUUAUGGUCGGGUAAGUGAGAGAGGGGGAUGUUUUCAAUGCUUUGAUCCCUUCUUACUUCACCUGGAGCUAGGAGAGCUUGCUCCACCAGAACUGAUCACAACUGAUCUGGAACAGACAGUCAAAUGGCAUGAGCUUGCUCUGUGAGUACAGCUCAGGAAACGUGGAGGGAAGGGAAGAGAUUUGGAAGUGGAGAGGGUAGGAGGGGAGGGACUCCCCCACUACCCCACUGGGUCUGGCUCCCUGAGAAUGUGGCAUUGAGCCCAAUGUGAACACUCUCAGUAGAAGCCCUUCCACCUUCCUACAGAACCUUCUUUCCCUCCCAGGUGUACCAUUCAAGAAUAAAAAUAUAUAUGUAAAUAUAUAUAUGUGUGUGUGUGUAUAUAUAUAUAUAUAUAUAUAUAUAUAUAUAUAUAUAUACACAUAUAUAUUUAAAACUCCAGGGAUGAGGGUACUGGCAGAUGCAGUGCCCCCCUUCACUUGGAAACUUGAGAAGGGAAAUGAAUAUUCGUCACUGCCGGUCCUGAAACUUAGGGAGGGGGUGUCCUGUGGGUCCGUUCCACUGUCCUGCCUUCCUCCCCUUACCCAGGCUGGCAGCCAAAGAGCCCCGGGUCUGUUUGGAAGCUUGACUGCAGGAUCUCCAUGUUGCACACAGGACACAUAAACCAGAAAGGUGCUCAUCCUCCUCUGGAAGGAAGCUGCCAUGCCUCUUCAAGUCACACCCUCCAGGGCUGCUCUUUGCCUUCCUGUUUUGCCCUGACUCACCACCCUUCCUCCUUCCCUGCCCUUGACUGCUGUCCCCUGUCCUCCUCCUGGAUUUUUACCUCAGUAUCUUUCAUUUUAAAGCCAACUGAAGGCCUUGUAAAGCUAUGUUUUCUUUCUAAAACGAACCUGGGGGCAAGGGGCUGAACCUCUCACAGAUUUGGAGAGAGGAGCACGGAGUGCUUUACCUUAGAUUCAAGGAGAGACUUUGAGAGAGAGGACAGAGGGCGUGAGGCGUCUCCAGGAGGAAGAAGGAGAAGGGCCAUAUAAACAUCGCUUCACCCUGACUCUGUCUGAGGUCAGGGGAUCCUCCCCUCACUCUUCCUCUUACCUCACCCCUUUCAAAUAAAAAACCAAACCAACUAACCUAGCGAACAGCAAUCUAGAACAAAGGGGGCUCUGUCGGUCUCCACUGGUGAUGGAAAUCAAGAUGGUGUUUAUUUCAUAUGUAAAUAUUUUGUUUUCUAAUUAAUUUUGUAUAGAUAAAGUGUUCUCUUGUGAGUAUUCAGGGUGUCGGGCUGGAGGGAGUGGGGUGGGGAUGGGAAUGAAGAGGGGAAAAGUGUUUUGUUAUGGGUUUUCAUUUUCCAUUGGGGGAAUUGUUUUGUAUGGCUUUUGCUUCAGGGCGUCUGGGGAAAAGUGUAUGUGACUGGAGGCCACUGUGGUGAAAAUGCCAGGGAAAAGUAAUCUGUGCCCACGCCUCCCCACCUCACCAAUCUUCUUGGUCUGUGAGAAGUGUCCGUGCCCAUCAGCCUGGGCUUGGCACUGGGUCCGGCUUGGCCCUAAGCAGAACCCAGGUCCUGCUCCUGUCUCCUAGGUAGACCGCGGAUGACCAGCAUUCCAUGCAGAGUCAAGCUGGUGACACCACAUUUGCCCUGUCGGCACCUAGGGUAGGAAAGAUUCCAAAAAAGGGCUUAAAUCAGAAUUGAGGUCAAAUUGACCCUCAAUCCUGAUGUGGCCGAGAGGUUUCAGGAAGCUCAGUCCUGAGAAAUCUCCCAGAAGCCCCCUUAUGAUGUUUAACAACCAUAUCAAAGCCAAUUCUUUUCUUCCUAGUACCUGAGUGCUGGCAACCUCCCUACACCCUCCCUCACUCCUUAGGUAUCAGCACUGCAAGCACACCCAGAAAAUUCCCACAAAGUCUACUUUUUGAAGCAUGUGAUAUCUGGUGACAGGGAGGCAGCACUGGAUACAUGUCUUACAAAUAUGCAUGCUUUUCUAGAAAAGAUGACCAGAUCUGCUCCAAAAAAAAAAAAAAAAAAAAAAAAAAAAAAAAAAAAAGAUGACCAGAUCUGCCCAUAGAAAGAUUGCAGAAGUUGGUUUUAGAUGUAGAAGGGUGGGUAUGUGAGGGACGGUGCCGAUAGUGACUUUAUUUUGUCCUGUCCUCGUUUCUGCCCUCAGGAAGGUGCUAUUUGCCUUGAGCCAGGGAUUCAUAACCUGACCUUGGGUUAUUAACCAGACAAACAGAGUUUCUUUCACUGGAUUAUUUGUUUUGUGAAGGGUGGCAGCCUCUCUCUAUCUACCAUGGGAUGAAAUGUCCAAAUCCGUUUACGCAAGACGUUACAUCAUAUUUGGUCCUAUCCUCCCAUCAUUGAAAGCUGUCAGCUGGAUCGUUUCAUUUUUCUAAACCUUUUCGUUGGGCCGCUUGGUCACUUCUCUUCAGCUGGAUGCUUGAAUUGGGACCAAAUAAAGUAUUCGUGGCCUGCUCAAGAAAGCUUAAAGAAGGGAAGGCCAAGCAGUGUCGAGUUCUAGAUAUUACUUCAUUCCAAAAUAACAAGCCAGUAAAAUUGCAUGAGGAUGAAUUCAGCAGUAAGCCCCAUCCAUUCCACACUGGGCCUGGACAAAGACCCAAUCUGCCCAAAACUGAGAUUCCACAGACACCCUCGAGAGCACCAAUUGUUCCAAUUUUCCUCAGAAUCCAUGCUUUCUAUCUUUGGUGUCCUCUGUCAUUCCCUUCCACCGGAAAGUGGGUUGGUGGCUCUGAUCCUGUAUCCUCUCAGUGGCAAUGCUUAAAUGUUAGCAUUGCCACCAACCUCAGUUAACGUGCCCCUUGAAUUUGCCCGAGUCAAGAAUGCGCACACCCUUCAGAGUGAUGCAUGUGCAGUGGAUCUCGUAAUUUCAAAGUAUGUCACUGUGUAUCCUCAGCCAGAACGUGGGAGACCUCCUUGAUGUGGAUUCCCCCGUCCUGGCCACAGCCAUGUUGUGAUUGGGGGAAAAAGAAUCCCAAGUGAUUCCAUUAAGUGUUGGUGGUGUCAGUAGUGCCCAAACGCAUGUGUAAUGUGAUAAAAUAGGAGUCUUCUAUACAAUUAGGUGAAUAUCACCCGCCCAGUCUUCCGUGGCCAUCGGGAGUUGCCCAAGGGGGGAAUUCUCCGCAUGGGAGGUGAAGAAACUAUUACCAAAACUGCAGCGUGCUGGUCACCUGCACAUCUCACUUAAGAGCUAGGGUUUCUUUGUUUCUGUUUUUUUUGUUUGUUUGUUUGUUUGUUUGUUUGGUGUUUAGUUAGUUCCAGAUUUAGGGACAGAAUAACCAGAUGGUUUGGGCAACGGCCUUUGGAAAAAGCUAUUCCAGAACUCACUGUAUUCUUUUAAUCCCCUUCUCUUUAAGAAAGCCCUGUCGUUGCUUGACACCCUGUGUGUGUCUGUCUGGUGUGUUAGGAGUGAUUCCCGUGUGUGCAUACAUGAUGCAGCUGCAUCAUUGGUGAAUGCAUUGGGCAUUUCCAGCCAUUGUGGCCAUAACUUCUGUGCUUUCUGAGCCCAAAGCCAUAUAAGAAAUGUGUGCUCAGUAGACCGCCAGACACUUCGGUAGAGCGUUUGCUUUCUUCACCUGAGUGUCAGGGACUCUCCGUUCUGUCUAAGGAACUGAUUGUGGAUGAUGAACAGCUAAAAGUGGACAGUUCUAAUGGAAUGGGCCUGGCCUUACAAAUGGUAUAUGAUCCAUGGUGUGGCUUCAGAGGUCCUGAGAGGACCUUUCCUUUUCAUUGCCCACCCCACUUUCAACUACUGGCUUCCUACACAGACGUACUCUUCUAGCCCUGAGCUGCUCGUCUGUCAUUUAAAUGAAAACAGUCCCAGGAAGGGUGACAUAUUAAGCCAUAUUAGGGAUUUAUACAUUUAAACACCUAGUUUACAUUAGGAGUCUCAUCUCUUUUCCUGGGACGAUAAUACAGGAGAAGAUAGUAAGAUACAAGAGAAGGGGGAGAGAGCAAAGAACACAGAGAGUAACAGAGAAGGGAGUCAAAACACAGGUUCCAGAAUAUAAAGACAUUUAAACCAUCUCAUCUUCCACCUGCUUUUAUUUAAGGCUCAUGUGUUGUGAGAACAGGACUCCGAGCUAGGAAUUAUUUUUAAUAAGUGGUCACAUGAGUGUGUAGUUUGUGAAUCUUAAAUUCAUUAUCUUGUUGGGCAGAUGAACAACUGUGAGUCUUCCUGUAGAAAAUGGAAGGCUGGCGCUUCUCCUCCUGUAUAGGUGACUGAGUAGGCAGCUAGAACGAUCAAAUCGAAUCAGUGGUAAGAUGACAAAAGUACUGCACUUAUCUGUCCUCUGUCCCGGUUCAAUUACUCUUCCAAUGUAGCACUUGUUCUAUGUUCUGUGUGUCCUCACUGCCAUAGGGGGUGCCCAGUGAUAUCUACGCACACUAACUGUUAAGGAGCCACCAUACUACCAAGUGCUACUUAACCAGUGGGCAGUUCUUUCCUAGACGUAUCAGAUAUUUGGGACAUCACUAAGAUGUAGAUUCAUCAGUCUGAACAUGUCUAAUGCCAGUCGAGACCUAGGAUUGCAUGCUAGUUUGGGGUUCCAAUAGAGUAUAUAACAUCACAGGAUAUCUGAAUGCAUCCCACCUCUAUCCCAUGUCAACCGCAUUGACUCAACCACACCAGAGCCCUGUGGAUUCUAUCACUUAAAGUAUCUACACCUAUCUAUUCUCAUGACAAAAAACUAUCCCCUGCAAAAAAAAAAAAAAAAAAAAAAUGGAAGCCAAUGCUAUUUCCAUGCCUUGGAGACAUUAGUGAAGUCUGAAGACUCUAAUUUGCAAUAUUGAAGCAAGGAAAAAGAAUUUUGUCCAAAGAAUGAUGGGUUAGGACAGCAGUACUGGGAAUAAGUGGGAAAAGUUAGAAACCAUCCCUAUUUCUCUGCCAGGAUGUCCAUUUGCAUCCAUCUCACAGCUCAUCGCAGGGAGUUUCUGGCACUGUUCUGUGCUUUAAAACAUAAUUGCUGGUGUGAUUACAGGGGUGAGGACUCCUGAUGAGAACUGAAGGUGGCAAGCAGAGUGGAUGAGUAGAAUGCCCCAUAGCCUUGGGACUCUGGUGUGUAGAAUCCGUGUUCUGGCAAUGGAAACAAAUGGAAACUCAGCGCAGGGAUUAAGGGUAAAAGCGCAACGCGAAGCCCAAUUUAAAACGGUUAUUUUCAAGAUUUGGUUUGGUUUCCACACUUCAAACCUGAACUCUCUUUAUUUUUAAUUAUUUUAAUAGCGUUAUGAUGUAGGGGGUGACGCAGAUUCCAGUACUAUGCAGGAGACAAAAAUAAAAGCUCUAAUUAAAUAUGUUAAUUUCAAUUAAACCAGUAUCUAUUGAGCAGUACAAACGAUGCCCCUGGGCUGGUACUGUGACGAAUAUAAAAGAUUUCCCAAUGGAAUAUAUUAUACUCGCAUAUAAUAUAUGAAUGCAAAAGUAUCAAAUAUUUAAAUGUAUGUAUUAUGUUUGUAUAAAUAGAUAUGCAUAAAUCAGUAUAUUUAUACAUGCAAGUUUUAAUUUUUUCUGGUGUCAGGGUGUGAGUCAAAGAUAUUCUCCAUUAUGUGAUUUAAAAAAAAAAAAAAAAACACCACAGAGAUUCAGUUUUUCCUCUCACAGCCAGGCCUGGAUCUUUUUUUUUUUCUUUCUUUCUUUCUUUUUUUUUUUUUUGAAUCAUUCCACCUCCUGGUCUGAAGCUCUGAAUUCUCUCUCUGACCACAACCUUGCAGUUUCUGUAUCUUACCUACUUCCCUUCACGCUCCCCGUGCUGUUCUGCUCCAUCAACUGCUCUGGCUGAAGUUCCUCACCUCUUUGGUAUCGCCCCAUGCUCUCCGCAGCACUGGCUUCUGCCUCUUGCCUUGUCACACCCGGUUGCUUUUCCAACUCUGCAUCCCCCCCCCCACCCCCGUCAUCCAUUCCCCCUGUGAGAACGGAGGGUCUUCCACCUGUGCCGAGGGCACAGAUGCCGUCCGUUUCGUGCCCCCUGAACCCUACCCCGCUUGGACAUCUUUUUUUAUUUCUCCAGUGUUGACUCCAUGUCCCAUCUGCCAAGUGGUUGUGACACUUGGUUUCCAUUUUUCCUUUCAUCCUUAACUCCUGUCUCCCAACACGCGGUCUUUCCUACUGCAUUGCUGAGAAAAGACACCUGAUUUCUUGAGUCCUCACAUGACCAGUCCUCUCCAUUUCUAAAUCUCUGCUGUCUUUCAUUCGUCUUUUCCAUCCUCCCUCUCAGCCCAGUGCUCCUCACCCCGGUGCUCCGAUGCCUACCCUCUGACCCGUCCUGAGGUCCGCUCCAGCCAGCAGUACCUCCCUUAUGGGCUUUUCAUCUCUUCCACAUGUGCCUACCACUAUCUCUAACAGUCUCCCCGUCCUACCACCAUCUCUAAAAGCAAAUCUCUCCAUCUGUUUAAACUCUUGGAUUCCUGUCCUCUGUUUUAUCUUUUCACUUUCCAAACAUCCCAAAAAUGUAGCCCGUCUUUCUUCACUUCCUCACCUAAUAAUGCUCAUGGCUUAAACUUUAAAAGUGGGCUACACUCUGCCACUCUACCGAAACUGCUCUGGCAACAUUCCAGUGAACUUCUUGUUACAGAAUCCAAUGACCCUGUCCCCCCACUGCUAACCUAAAUUUACCAUUGGGAGGCAGCAUGUUCUGGCUUUAAUCCUAGCCCUCUGGUCCUCUCUCUGUGUUCUCUUGCUGGUUCCUGCUCUUCCUCCUAUGCCCUCAGCGUUGACUUGCCAUGGUGUUCUGAGCUUGACCCUCUCGCCCUCUUUAUCGCCAUGCAUCUGUAGCAAUGUUUCUUUCUUUCACCACUUUGACGACUCUCCGGGGAUGAAUUCCAAAUCUUCUCACCUACACUUUCCUUUUCAUCUCCUCUUAAUGCAGAUAUUUCCGUUCACCUCCUGGAUGGUUUCUUGUUGAGUCAAAUAUCCAAGGCAAUCCCUGCAAACGAACUUAAUCACCAGAUUCCCCCUUCUGGUUAAUGGUUCCACUGUUCCUUCUGUCAACAAACUAAAGCUUUCCAUACACUUUGCCUCUUCCGUUUCCCUCAUCUUACACAGCUAAUCAUCUGGAAAGCCUGUAAAUUCUUGCCCCCAAGGAUUUCCCAAUCUCCCCAUUUCAUUCAGGUCCUUCCAUCUAGUUGGGAUGGUUUCAAUAUCUUUUAGCAUUUUCUAAGUUUUUAUAUUUGAAUCUCUUCUCAGUAUUCACUUCCUAUUAAAUCAUGCCAUUCUCCAAGUGAAAAAAAAAAUUCCAAUGGGCUGUACUUCCCACGAUCCAGCAGGGAGAAUAACUUCUUGUAAUUUGCCAGUGUGUGUGCCUAUGCAGCAGAUAAGCUGAAUCACACAUUUUUGUCUUACCUUUCCGAUACUGACUUUUUCCCCCAUGUGUUUUUUCUUGAACUGCUUCCUUUGCCCCAAAUUCUCUCCUCCCUCUCUCCCAUCUCACUCCCUUCUUGCAUAAUAUCCAUCUCUCUAUAUACAGAUCUUCAAAGAACAGAACAAAUGUACCACAUGUCUACCUUCCUUCAUCCAGAAAAACUUACAAAUAUGCCUUUUGUGAAUGUCCAUAGCACUUUAAUUGUAUCUCUCUAGUGAUAUCUGUUGCAGACCAUCUUAUUUUAUGGUUACUUAAUUAUACAUCUCAUCUCUCCUGCUAGAUUACAAACUCCCUGUGGUGGUCAGGGGGCAUGCAUUUAUUCAUCUUUUUAUCUCCUGUAGUACCUACCAGUGUAUCUUCCAAAUGGAAAGUACUUGUAAAUAUUUGGUAUUAUAAAUUAUAAUUGAAAAGAAGUCACUUUAUUUUGCCCACAGGAUACUUGAAUCUGCAGUAAAACCUAAGGAUCAGUCCCUCCACAUUUCUGUAUUUCUGCGCCUACCUACAAUUACAGCAAUAUGCUGAAUAUAUACAUGUUCAUGUUAACUAUUAUUUCAAAUGGGAAUUUGGAUUUUUUGAGGCUCUGCCUUGCUCUGUGAAGUUACUCUGUGGCUGUUUUAUGGUUAGUAGUACUUGGAAUACUACAUGCAUACCAACGAAAUAAGUGGCAGAGGGAGAGAUUAUGGAGGAUAUUGAUCACCUGUUAGGUAUCAGGAGCUUUCAGAUGCUUUGAGUGGGGCUUGUCUCCAGACACUUCACUCCUGGACUGAGUCUCUAACAACCUGACCUAUGCUGGCCUUGAUGUGGUUUUCAUGCAAUCUGUAGCCAUUUUUUUUUUUGAAACUUGCGUACCAGAAGGAUCUUGUCACAAUUCAGGCUCAGUAAUCACACGGUUUUAUGGACCCUAAGUGUGGUCCAGUAGGACCCUAAGUAGGUCCAGUAGGACUUAGGGAAACUGUGCUGCUCAUGACCUGUCUUGGUGAUCUCUCUUUCCUGCACUCUUUGUCUUCUUACCAUAUCUGAGGCUUUGUCUAUAGGACUACUUCCCUCAAAGGGAAGUUGAGUGUUGAAAUAAUUGAGCACUUUGUUUCUGAUCUGUGUACUGCAAGUGAAAGCAGGCUAGAAUUUGAAUGAGCUGACUUAGAAUUCUAACGCAAUCCUUUCUCUCUAAAUGUGAAGGGAUUCAUUGCAUUAGAGGAAGACAACAUCACCUCUAACCAUAUGACUCUCUUGUUCCUUUAUUCCCAGAGCCCUAUUCACGUCCCCCCUGCCUCUGUGGUAUGCCACUAAACAGUCUGUCUUAUUCCUUGUAGUCUGUGCGAGCCUGUGUUUGUUCCCCAAAAGAACCUCUUGGAGCUGGUACUGUCCUUUCUUUCACUUAUAAUGUUUCCUUCCCCUGGCCAACUUCGUCUGUAAAUCUCAUUAUGUCAUUGGUCAGGAAUUAAUCUCCUUUGGGAGGCAUCUUCUGCCAUUGUGUGCUAAUUUAAAGCAUACUAUAGAGAACUGGACUCAAAUAAGUUACAGGCUCUGACAAGUCUCUUCUUCAAAAAAGUGAACAAAGUCCAUUCUUCAUUGAGACAGGAGGGAGGUAGAGGCAUUGUGGUUGGCAAGAUGGGGCAAAGCGUGGCAACUUGGGAGGCACCCUGAUGAAAAUUAAAAUGUAAGUCUCGAGGGAGAAUUUUUCUUCUUGAAAGUCCUGUUAGGUCUAGAUAGUCCUGCUCCUGGAAAUGGGGUAGUUAACAUUUUAGAGCAAAAUCCCCCUCUGUGCGUGUGUGUGUGUGUGUGUGUGUAUUUCAUUUCUCAUCUAAAAAAUUUACACACACACACACACACACACACACACACACCCCAGUGAAACAAAUUGUCUGGUAAUAGGUAGAACGGUAGGAAGACGCCAUCCUCAUAAUGGACAUUCAUAAAUUGUUGUUAGACCAAUGGAAUGAAAACAAAUCCAGGACAUCAUAAUAUAUCCAGGAGGCAAUUUUACCCAAGAGGUUCAUGUCAAUUUUUUUCCCUGUAAAUAUCUGAGACAUUAAGGAAGGGUAGGAGGAAGGAAAAGGAUAGGAAGUCUACAGUGGAGUUUCCCUUCAUGUCACAAAGCCAGGAGCCUGCACCCAAGUCUCUUGGGUCUCCCUUGAUUACUGGUUUUUGAUGCUAGCUUCAGAAAAGGGCAAGACCGAAAGCUGAUGACCUUCCAGAUGUCUGUUCCUUUAGUCCCCGGGAGUGAAAGCUGACGCAAACUUGGAGCUUAUUUCCAGGGUAUUGGACUGAGGGCAGAGUUACACCUGCCGUUCCCCAUUUUCACUUGUAACCCGAGAUGCAGCAGAAAAGGAAACAAAUUUUUAAGAAAAAUUUUUAAAGCCCCUUCUGGGGACCACCUUCAUGCUCAUGUGUGGACUGGAAGUUGUUUGCUCCAAUGUCAAAAAUACCAGGAAAGGGAACAGCUGCCCAGGGCACUGCCAGGAAAGCAAGAACCACAUCAUACCUGCCUUCAGCUGUAACUGUGCCCACCAGUGGUGAGUGCGGAACCUGGAUCCAACCACAUCCAUGAGAUCCUGAAUGUCCGCAGGCAGUCAGGCCGCAUGUCAGGCCUGAGCCAGUGCUUAGGCGUGUCCCUCAGACGACAGCACCCAGAGAGGCCCUGAUCCUCACCUGAGUAGAGAGGAAGCGACCCCGUCACACCACCCUUCCCCACAGAAUCUAAGCCACCAGGCUGUGAUUCUGUCUGUCCUCGUAUUAAGAGACUCUCAGUCUCUGAGAUCUGACAGGAGUUGAGCUUCAGGGAAUGUGGCCACAGGAAUGUGAAAUGUGUUGAGCUGCCUUUUCUCUUAGAUAAGGUUGUUAUCUAUUUCCAAAGGGGACGUUUCAAAAAAUAAAUAAGGCAUGCCUACCUGAAACCUCAGUCGUAUUCAGAAUAGUCUGUGUAGUUAACUCCCAAUGUCACGGUCACAUUGUAAUUUAUCAUUUUCUUUUGAAUUCAAGGGCUAUUUUAAUAUUCCCUUUGGCUGCAACAAGAACCAUGUGUAAACCACGGUCUGGGCCAUAGUGCUGCCUCUGUCUGAGCUGUGCCCUCAGUAACUUCUGCAUUGCUUCCACAUGGUGACCUGGACAGCACAACUGGACCUGAUCUGAUCUCUUUGCCAUGAGCUCCCUCAGUGCGUGUGCACCUCCCCAGUUCACACACACUGCUUGUGUGCGCACACUUCUAACAGAUUCCAAAUUGCCAAUUUCAAUUGCCUUGUGGAGGAACAGGGAUACAUCCUUGGGAGAUAAAAGCGCUCAUUUAGAACUGGAUGGACAUAUUCUGCUUUAUCAAGCUAGUGUUUUCUCUCUUGUUCUACCUAGCCUGUGGAUCCACUGACAGCUCAAGGUUUGACAGAAUAUCCAGACUUUAUGUGAAAGGAGCAUUCUGUUUGUGAUGGAAUAACCUAGUUGUCCUGUUGUUUGUCCCUGUUUUACCCUGUGGAAUUCGUGUGGAACUCAUGUCCUAUUGAUGGAUCGGUGCUAGGAAGAUGGAGAAGCAGAAGCCAGUCUCCCCAAGGACAGAUAGUCCUGUUACUUAGAUACAUACUUACCCAUAUGUGCCCACAUCUCUUCUUGACGACACUAUGAGCAGGGUAGAGAGGUCUAUCCUCACUGGGGACAGGAAUAGCAAUAUGUGCCUUGGGAGAUUCACAAAUUUUUCUUCUUCCAGGGUCAGGAGCAGGGAAAAUAUCAAGACUUCAUGUCUGUAGGAAGAAAGGAGACUAGAGAAGCAUCCAGAUAGAAUUCUUACUGAGAAAAACAUGAAAUAUUGACAAUACCCUUUCUUUGAUGCAAAUGUCAUUGGAAGACAACCAGGACUCAUACAGCUUUGUCUCCCUCAUCCACUUACUAUCUCUGACAUUCUCUUACUGUUCUUUCUCAGUCUAGAGAUCCGGAAGUAUUCUAUGUCCUGAAUGAUGCACACAUAACACUCAGAGGGCACAGAGCUUGAACAUGUGCAUAGUGUUUAAUGCUUCCAAGCCAGAGUCCAAAAAGCCUAGCUCCGUCAGCCCCACUGUCCUUUAAUGACUGAGGACAGAGUCUGCUUGUGCAUCCUGGGUACUUUGGAUCCCAGAAGAGAGAACAACUUUGUUACUACAUUGCUCCACUGAUCAGGGCAAUUACCUUGGUUAUUUCUUGGUAACAGGCACAAGAAAUGGAGCAGCAGAAAUUUGAAGAGUCUUUGCUUGAUCAUUCUGAAUUAUGUAAAAAUGACCUGAGCUAUGGCAGUUUCUAGCCUGCUACCCGCUUCUUGGGGGAUAGAGUUUCUAGGGUCACCAGCAACCCACUUAGUUGGCCACCAUAUUUAGCCUAUGGUACAUUCUGAGUAAAUCAAAUUUCCUUGGUUUGUGAAUGUGGGAUAAUUUACCAUAACCCCUUCUUCCACAUAGCCUCCUUUGGCACGAAAAUAUGAUCACCUUUUAAUUUUACAGAUGAAAAGUUUGAAGCACAGCAACAUUUUAUGAUUAGUCAAAACUAAGGUUAUUUAGGAAAUUCUUUGGCAGAACCAAAGGUUGUCUGAAAUUCCAACCCUCAUCCUAACUCACUGGGUAAUGCUACCUGAAUUGUCCACCCUCACCCUUUGUUAAGCACCUAACAGUGGAGAAAAAUCAUUAAAUCCAGGCAGCUGAUUUAUCCAGAUCUUUCCCAUGGAAAUUUGUCUUCUUUGUAGACCCGUACACACACACACAGUCCAGAGUCCACAUGAGUCUACAGAGACAAGUCAAAGAGGUAAGAACAGGGCAAGAACUUUGAAAAUGAGAGAGAGGUAGAAAAGUUUCUGUAACGAGGAAAAGUUGAAGGCCAAACGAGACAAAUGUCUUUGAAUUUUGUAGAGUAAGGCAAUGUGAAUAAUUUUAUUAUUAUUAAACAUGUUUUAUGUGGCAUGUAACCCACAUAAAUAAAAAGCUUAAGGAAAACUGAGGCAGAGGAUUUCUUGCAAAGUGUUAACAUGGGGAAGAAAGUUUUCAGGAAUGUGUGUGUGAGGAAAUCAACAUACUCUAAAGAUAUCAGCAG
Acinonyx jubatus (cheetah) is the source of this 18844-nucleotide messenger RNA. RefSeq names its product glutamate ionotropic receptor NMDA type subunit 2B (gene GRIN2B). NCBI's taxonomy places the organism in Eukaryota, Metazoa, Chordata, Mammalia, Carnivora, Felidae. Gene Ontology annotation, biological process: synaptic transmission, glutamatergic; monoatomic ion transport; long-term synaptic potentiation. Gene Ontology annotation, cellular component: NMDA selective glutamate receptor complex; postsynaptic density membrane; plasma membrane. The transcript is spliced from 15 exons. The coding region runs from base 792 to 5249 and encodes 1485 amino acids. The record is from RefSeq and is a predicted model, not a curated record. Gene Ontology annotation, molecular function: NMDA glutamate receptor activity; transmitter-gated monoatomic ion channel activity involved in regulation of postsynaptic membrane potential.